Acyrthosiphon pisum (pea aphid) is the source of this 300-nucleotide messenger RNA. Its product is annotated as ATP-dependent DNA helicase pif1-like. The annotation marks the transcript as partial. The record is from RefSeq and is a predicted model, not a curated record. Gene Ontology annotation, cellular component: replication fork. Lineage: Eukaryota; Metazoa; Arthropoda; Insecta; Hemiptera; Aphididae. Gene Ontology annotation, biological process: DNA replication. The transcript has a single exon.
UUAACCGGAUGUGGAAAAGGUGAAGUCGUAUAUAUACCAAGAAUACCUAUUAAACCCAGUGAUGUGCCGUUUGGAUUUGAGCGAUUACAGUUCCCGGUAAAACUUGCAUUCACCUUCACCAUAAAUAAAUCUCAAGGUAAAUGUACGGGACUUCUACUUGAUCCUAUGUGCUUCUCUCAUGGACAAUUAUAUGUGGCAUGUUCAAGAGGCGGUGACCCGAAAAAUCUCUACAUUUAUUGUCCGAAUGGAAAAACAAAGAACAUCGUAUAUCCUCAAGCAUUAAAAUGAUACAGAUUAUUA